Molecule: messenger RNA, 2389 nt
Organism: Propithecus coquereli (Coquerel's sifaka)
Lineage: Eukaryota; Metazoa; Chordata; Mammalia; Primates; Indriidae
Gene: BCL6B
Product: B-cell CLL/lymphoma 6, member B
Exons: 8
Coding region: 7-1434 (475 amino acids)
Biological process (GO): regulation of transcription by RNA polymerase II
Molecular function (GO): RNA polymerase II cis-regulatory region sequence-specific DNA binding; protein binding; DNA-binding transcription factor activity, RNA polymerase II-specific
Source: RefSeq, a predicted model, not a curated record
GUCGCUAUGGGUUCCACCGCUACCCCGGAGGGAGCGCUGGGCUAUGUCCGAGAGUUCACUCGCCACUCCUCCGACGUGCUGGGCAAUCUGAAUGAGCUGCGCCUGCGCGGGAUCCUCACUGACGUCACGCUGCUAGUUGGCGGGCAACCCCUCAGAGCGCACAAGGCAGUUCUUAUCGCCUGCAGUGGCUUCUUCUACUCAAUUUUUCGGGGCCGUGCGGGAGUGGGGGUGGACGUGCUCUCUCUGCCCGGGGGCCCCGAAGCCAGAGGCUUCACUACUCUUUUGGACUUCAUGUACACCUCGCGCCUGCGCCUCUCUCCGGCCACUGCACCAGCCGUCCUUGCAGCUGCCACCUACUUGCAGAUGGAGCACGUGGUCCAAGCAUGCCACCGCUUCAUCCAGGCCAGCUAUGAACCUCUGGGCAUCUCCCUACAACCCCUGGAAGCAGAACCCCCCAUCCCUCCAACGGCUCCUCCACCAGGCAGUCCCAGGCGCUCCGAAGGACACCCAGACCCACCUACUGAGUCUCGAAGCUGCAGUCAAGGGCCCUCCAGUCCGGCUAGCCCAGACCCCAAGGCCUGCAACUGGAAAAAGUACAAGUACAUCGUGCUGAACUCUCAGGCCUCCCAAGCAGGGAGCCUGGUGGGGGAAAAGAGUUCUGGUCAACCUUGCCCCCAAGCCAGACUCCCCAGUGGAGAUGAGGCCUCCAGCAGCAGCAGCAGCAGCAGCAGCAGUGAAGAAGGACCCAUUCCUGGUCCCCAGAGCAGGCUCUCUGUGACUGCUGCCACUGUACAGCUAAAAUGUGGGGCUCCAGCCAAUACCCCCCAUCUCCUCACACCCCACUCUCAAGAGACCACUGGGUCACCCUCUGAGCCAGCUCGUCCACCACCAGGAAGUGAAUUUUUCAGCUGCCAAAACUGUGAGGCUGUGGCAGGGUGCUCAUCGGGGCUGGACCCCUUGGCCGAGGACAAGCCCUAUAAGUGUCAGCUCUGCCGGUCUGCCUUCCGAUACAAGGGCAACCUGGCCAGUCACCGCACGGUGCACACAGGGGAAAAGCCCUACCACUGCUCCAUCUGCGGCGCCCGUUUUAACCGGCCCGCUAACCUGAAAACUCACAGCCGCAUCCAUUCCGGAGAAAAGCCCUAUAAGUGUGAGACUUGCGGCUCGCGCUUUGUACAGGUAGCGCACCUGCGGGCUCACGUGCUGAUCCACACUGGGGAGAAGCCCUAUCCUUGCCCUACCUGCGGGACUCGCUUCCGCCACCUACAGACCCUCAAGAGCCACGUUCGCAUCCACACGGGAGAGAAGCCUUACCACUGUGACCCCUGCGGCCUGCAUUUCCGGCACAAGAGUCAACUGCGGCUGCAUCUGCGCCAGAAACAUGGAGCUGCUACCAACACCAAAGUGCACUACCACAUUCUGGGGGGGCCCUAGCUCCUGGAGGCCAGGAAAAGCUGCAGGCUCAGGCCUGGCUUCACUGUCAGGCUUGGGCAUGGGGGUGUGCAAGUCCACUCUGGUAUCAGAAACUGCUGCCACCUUAAUUUCUCGCUGGGAAGAGCAGGGGUGGCAGAUCCCAGCUAGAUCUGCCUCUGUUUUGCUGGUCAAAACCUCUUCCCCACAAUCCAGAUUGUUUCUGAGGAGAGAGCUAGCUAGGGGAUGGGGGAGGAGAGAGACUGGAGACCUGGUUUCCUUAAGGGAACAGCUCUCCACCCGCGGCCCCCAUCACAUUCAGUUUAUCUGUAAAUAUAAUUUAUUGAAGCCUUUGGGUGGCACCAGGGCCUUCAUUCUAUUGCAUUUCCCACUUUCCUCUUCCAUGAAUGUGUUCAAAAGUGACCCAAAACACAGAAGGUGAGGUCACAGCUCUGCUGGCAGAGAAUAUUAACAUUUGGCUCUCUCCUUUGGCUUGAGUGUAUUACAUUAUUAUUGUCAUAAUUUUAUCUUUAGAAUUGUUCUUUCUCCUGUUUGCUUGUUGGCUUGUGUAAAAUGGAGAAAGGGGUUCUCUGUGUCCUGUCCCUCCAAUUCUAGGUCUGGAACCUUUGUUUGUCCUAGGGCAGUUCCAGGAACUUGUUGGAUUGUGGAAUUGGGUCAGGAAACCUCUCUGGUGUUCUGGAUGUUGUAGGUUCUCUAGCAGGCUAGAACUGGAUAUAGACAUUUCUCUUGUCUUAAAGGGUGAUAGGAAGCUUUGUGGUGAGCCUUAAAUGGAGGUAAUAAAUGCGACCUGUAGGCUGUGGGUGUAGGGGCUGGAUUCUGCAUCACCGCAAGUGGAGGCUGGUAGUCUCCUGAAAGAUGGUCCAGAAUCUAAACUGUCCCAUCAAUCUGGUCACCUGGGUUUGGCUCUGCUGUACCCAUCUAUAAUGGUAGAGGCUUGAGUUGAGCCUGUAAUCCUCCC